Chlamydomonas reinhardtii is the source of this 2508-nucleotide messenger RNA. RefSeq lists its product as uncharacterized. The transcript is spliced from 15 exons. Gene Ontology annotation, molecular function: patched binding; smoothened binding. The record is from RefSeq and is a predicted model, not a curated record. NCBI's taxonomy places the organism in Eukaryota, Viridiplantae, Chlorophyta, Chlorophyceae, Chlamydomonadales, Chlamydomonadaceae. Gene Ontology annotation, cellular component: centrosome; BBSome; axoneme. The coding region runs from base 235 to 1965 and encodes 576 amino acids. Gene Ontology annotation, biological process: non-motile cilium assembly; protein localization to cilium.
GGGAAUUGCGUCUUUCACUUACAAGCUCUGAAGCUCAGGAGUUGUUGCAUGUUGUUUGACUAGCUUCGAGCUGGUACCAGCUAUUAUGCGUAUUUCAUAUAUUGCCAAGUAAUAUGUAAUAAUUUAGCAAACAAGGAUAGAAUGGUCCACGAGUCCAACCCAAACGAUUACGCGGCUGGCGACGCAGGGAAUGCUAGUGGACGGUACACCACUGGUUCAAAUGGUAUACCACCUAUGCUGCCAUCAGUCAAGUCGGUCUGGCUGGACGCAUUCAACGAUCCUGUCGCGGGCAUCUCAGCCUACACGCCCUGCGUCCACACUUGUAAUCUGUUUGGCGACGGCGAGAACAGGCUCGUCAUAGCGGAUGAGGACCGAAAGCUCAAGAUCUGGAAGGGCACGCAGAAGGCGUCAGAGCACCCGCUCCUAGACACACCGGUAGCCAUCUGCAGCUACAUUUCGGAGAACACCGCGCCGCGGUUACCGGCACUUGCGGUGGCUGCAGGCUCGCACAUCUACAUAUACCGCAACCUGCGGCCUUACUACAAAUUUGUGCUGCCGCCUGAGAAUGUGAACACGGAGGAACAGGACAUAUGGCAGAAGGUGAUGGAGGGGGAGAUUGUGAUCGGCGAGGCGGUGGCGCAGCUGACGCGGCUGCAGGACGCGGGCGUGGUGCUCCAGACCCGGUCGCUUCAGCUGAUGAACAUCGGCGACCCAGACGCCAAGAUGGCGUUCGUGGAGCACUGGCAGGGCCAGCCGUUGGUGGCCACCACGGUCAUCACCUGCAUGGACGUGGUGAAACAAGCCAUUGACGAGCCUGACGCCGUGAGCUGCCUGGUGGUGGGCACCGAGUCCGGCCGCAUCCUCAUCCUGAACCCGGCGGGCACGGCCAUUGUGAAGAACAUCUGGGUGGGCAUCACGCCCGCCAUGAUCGCGGUGCAGGGCGAGCUGGACGUGGGCUACCGCAUCACGGUGGCUGGGCGGGACGGCAAGCUGUACCACAUCCGCAACGGCGAGCUCAGCCAGACCAUCAUCCAGCUGGAGGCGCAGCCGGUCGGACUGGUGCGCCUGGCCAAGCACGUGGCGGUGGGCUGCAUGAACGACGUGGUGCACGCCUACACGCCCACCGGCCACAAGUCCUGGAGCCUGUACCUGCCCUGUCACAUCCUGGCCAUGCAGCGAAUGGAGGUGACGGGCCAGCGCAACACCAAGGCGCUCAUCGUGGCGCUAUCCAACGGCGAGGUGCGGGUGUACAACGAGAAGCUGCUGGUGAGCGUGCACGUGAGCCCCAACCCCGUCACGGCGCUGUGGUUCGGGCGCUACGGCCGCGAGGACAACACUCUCCUGGCCAUCACCAAGAGCGGGGCGCUGGACAUCAAGAUGCUGCCGCGCACUGCCAACCUGGAGGCCGGGGCCAUCGGUGGCGGGCCGCCGCCAGAGCAGGAGAUCCCGCUGGCGGUGCCUAAGAAGACCCGGCUGUAUGUGGAGCAGACGCAGCGCGAGCGCGAGCAGGCUGCGGACAUGCACCGCACUUUCCAGCGGGACCUGGCCAAACUGAGGCUCACCACCGCACGGGCGUAUGUCAAGGUCCUCACCGAUGGCCAGGGCGCCGCGGCCUUCACGACCAACACUAACCUGUCGCUGUCGCUGAACAUUGCUGGUCUGGGGCCGCGCUUCCGGCUUUCGCUGCUGCUUCGCAACGAUGGCAGCACGCAGCUGAACGACAUCCCGGUGGCGCUGCGGGCGGAUGCGGGGCUGUACAGCUUGGGCAAGACGCAGUUCACGAUACCCUUCCUGGUGCCAGGCCUGCAGUACACGUUCGAGGUGCCUGUCACGGCGAUCGACCCGAUGGCUGGCACCGGCACCAUCACGGUGCUGCUGCUGGCGCCCGGUGGUGUGUCCAGCAGUGCGCCGCUGUUGCAGGCGCAGAUCAAGAUGCCCAUGAGCGAGCCGGAGGAGGUGGAGUAAAUACAGAGAGGUGGUGGCUGUAUCAGAGGAAGGCGGUGGUGUGGGCGGGCGCAGGAUACGCGGUUGCGAGUACAGUUAUGCUGGUGGUACAAUGCGCAGGGCUGGGAUGGGUGGAGCACGGAGAUGCUGAUAGCAGGAGAGGCCAUGGUGCCGGUGAGGCCCACACGUUGUAACGGUGAAUGAGAGGAGGCUGGGCGUCCUGGGGUGUUGUCCGAUUGCUUGUACGUGUAGUGCAUGGUGAUAUUCAACAAGUUAGCAGCAUGCAAGGGCGUCAGCACGGAGUGACAACGAUCACCUGGUGUUGUUGGUGACAUUAUGUUGUACCAGGCAUGCAGUGAGUCAGUGACGUGGGAUGCAGUGCAUGGGAUGCGGCACCGGUAACGCAUUGUAGCCUCUCUGAACGGACGUUGCGUAGCCCUAGCUUCUCGGAGCGAUGCGCCAAUGCGUGUGCCGGUGUGCGAAUCUGACGCCCUGGCUCUUGACCGCGGCGCCGUAUCAGUGGAGUACCGGGCCUCGUUUGAAAGGCCUAGUUGACCCAACAGU